Messenger RNA from Amblyraja radiata (thorny skate), 4632 nucleotides. It is a transcript of the gene rad50, whose product is annotated as RAD50 homolog, double strand break repair protein. The coding region runs from base 149 to 4084 and encodes 1311 amino acids. Gene Ontology annotation, biological process: telomere maintenance via recombination; telomere maintenance via telomerase; chromosome organization involved in meiotic cell cycle. Gene Ontology annotation, molecular function: ATP hydrolysis activity; G-quadruplex DNA binding; single-stranded telomeric DNA binding. The record is from RefSeq and is a predicted model, not a curated record. NCBI's taxonomy places the organism in Eukaryota, Metazoa, Chordata, Chondrichthyes, Rajiformes, Rajidae. The transcript has 26 exons. Gene Ontology annotation, cellular component: nucleus; Mre11 complex; condensed nuclear chromosome.
ACGACAGCGCAUGCGCGGGGAGGGCACGUGUAUCAGUUGGGCGCCAGCGUUCCAUCGAAGGAAGUGCUGAUGUUUCAGGGCUGACGUUUGCGUCUCAUUACCUGUGUUUAUUAGAUUGAAAGCAAUUAAAGAUUGAAGACCUGCAAAGAUGUCCAAAAUUGAGAAAAUGAGCAUUCUGGGUGUGAGGAGUUUUGGGAUAGAUGACAAGAAUAAACAAAUUAUCACCUUCAAUACUCCAUUGACCGUUCUGGUGGGACCGAAUGGUGCAGGUAAAACGACUAUAAUUGAGUGCUUAAAGUACAUUUGUACAGGUGACUUUCCUCCUGGAACCAAAGGACAAACAUUUGUGCAUGAUCCAAAGGUUGCCAAUGAAACUGAUGUGCGGGCCCAAAUCCGUCUCCAGUUUCGAGAUGUGAAUGGCGGAAUGGUGGCUGUGCAGAGGUCAAUGCUUUGCACUCAGAAGGGAAAAAAGACUGAAUUCAAAACCUUGGAAGGGGUGAUUACACGAAUGAAGCAUGGCGAGAAGGUCAGUUUGAGUUCAAAAUGUGCAGAGAUGGAUCGUGAGAUGAUCAGUGCCCUGGGUGUUUCGAAAGCCGUGUUAAAUAACGUCAUAUUCUGUCAUCAAGAGGAUUCAAAUUGGCCUCUGAGUGAAGGGAAAGCUCUGAAGCAGAAAUUUGAUGAGAUUUUCUCAGCAACGAGGUACAUUAAGGCUCUAGAUUCACUUCGUCAGGUCCGCCUGAAGCAGUCGCAGAAUGUCCGAGAGUACCAGGUGGAGCUCAAGUACCUGAAGCAAAACAAGGAAAAGGCCCAAGAAAUCCAGCAGCAGCUGACUGAGAAAGAGACACAGCUGGCUGUUUCAAAGGAAAAUGUCCGAUCCAUUGAAAACCAGAUUGCUCCCAUAGAGGAUCGUUUGUCAGAAAUUGACAAGAACCUGGGUAAAGUGAUGAAGCUGGACAUGGACAUCAAAUCUCUUGAAAGCAGGAAAAAGCAAAUGGAGGAGGACAAUCGGGAUCUGGAAGAGAAAAUGGAGCAGGUCUUCCAAGGGACGGACGAGCAACUUCGGGACAAGUAUAACAAUCACCAGAGAGACGUGAAUGAGAAAGAGAGGCUGCUAAAUGAUCGCCAACGUGAGGUUGAACGUGUGAAUCAACGUUACCAGAAACUCAACAGGCAGAAGUCAGAAAUGCUAAUUGAGCAAGGACGACUUCAGGUCGAAGCAGACCGUCAGCAGGAAAGCAUCAGGAGACGAGACUCUCUGGUCCACUCCCUGGCCAGGCAUCUGGAGUUGGAUGGCUAUGAGCGAGCACCUUUCAGUGAUCGCCAGUUUGAUAGUUUCCGUCAGCAGCUGAAUGUGAGGUUGGAACAAGAGAAGGAAGCAGCCAAUCAAUUACUGAGAGAAUACACUGAUAACGAAGCAGCAAAACAAAGGCAGGUUGACGAUCUUAGAGAUAAGAAGACAGGAUUAGAGCGAACAAUCGAACUGAAGACGGACAUUCAGAGCAAGAGGCAAGCUGAGCUGACGAAUAUUAAAGUGGGUCUGCAGCAACUGGAGGGGUCUUCAGACAGACUGCAGGAACUCGAGCAAGAGUUGAACAAAGCGGAGCGGGAUCUGGACCAUGCUGUGGCCAGCAGCAACGUGGCAGGCCUGAAUACUGAAGUGGCAGAUCUACGGAAAGAGAAGGAAAAUCUGGACAGGUCCUUGCGGAAACUGGAUCAAGAAAUGGAGACAAUAAACACACACACCACAACUAGGACUCAGCUAGAAAUGCUGCAAAAAGACAAGGCUGACAAGGAGGAACAGAUCAGGAAGAUAAAGUCAAGACACAAUGAGGAACUGACAACACUGUUGGGCUAUUUCCCCAACAAGAAGCAGCUGGACGACUGGCUCCAUGCAAAGGAUCACGAGGUCAACAAAACUCGGGAAAAGUUAUUUAAGUUGAAUAAAGAAUUGGCUUCAGCCGACCAAAACAAGAAUCACAUUACUUCUGACCUGCGAACAAAAGAUCAACAGCUCACUACCUACGAAGACAAGCUCUUUGAUGUGUGUGGAGAGCAGGACUUUGAAAGCAACUUGUAUAAACUUCAGGAUGAUAUUGAAAAGACAUCGAAGCAAAGAGCCAUGCUUUCCGGAGCGACGGCCGUGUACAGUCAGUUCAUUAGCCAGCUGACUGAGGACAACGAGCCCUGCUGCCCAGUGUGCCAGCGCGACUUUCCCUCUGAGGCUGAUUUGAAGGACAUUAUCGACGACCUGCAGUCCAAACUUCGCCUCAUUCCCGACAAAUUGAAGACGACGGAACUGGAUCUGAAGAAGAAAGCAAGUCGGCGAGAUGACAUGAUGGGACUUAAACCAAUCAGAGAAAUUGUGGUUGAACUUAAAGAAAAGGAUUUGCCUGAAUUGCGAAAUAAACUGCAGAGCAUCAAUCGUGAUAUUCAACGCCUGAAAAGCGAUAAGGAUGAUGUGGAGACGCAGCUCGCUUCCUUCAUAUCACAGGAGCGCUCAGCAAAGUCAUGUCUACCAGACAUAUCACACAUGGAGCGAUGCCAGACAGACCUGCGAGAUGUUGAACGCAAAAUUGCCCAGCAGGUUGCCAAGCUCCAUGGGGUAAACAUGAACCGAACAAUGCAGCAGGUUAAUCUGGAGAAGCAAGAAAUGUCGCUCCAAGCAGAUACGGUUUCCAAUAAAAUGGAACUGAAGAGGAAAAUGAUUCAAGAUCAGCAGGAACAGAUCCAGUUACUGAAGAGCAUCGUCAAUGAGAUCCGAGCUGAGAAACUCCAAAUCGCCAGCAAUAUGCAGCGACGCCAACAGCUGGAAGAGCAGAUUGUGGAAUAUUCCACUGAGAUUCAGUCCCUACAAAGAGAUUUGCAAGAAUUUAGGGAACAGUUAUCGCCAAUAGCUGCAACUCUAGGUAAACUACGACAAGAAAAACAGGAGUUGAUGGAGAGAAAAAAUAUCAGAUACAAUGAGAUGCAGAAUAAGAUAAAUGAAGUCAAAGAAAAAGCGAAAAAUAUUGAUGCUUAUGCAAGAGAAAUUGAAAAAUACAUCAAGGAAAGAAAAGAUGAACAUAAAGAGCGAAAAGAGUCUGAGCUUCAAGAUACCACCACUCAACUAAAUGAAGCUGAGAAACAGCGGGAGAAGAUGCACAAAGAAAUGGAGGGGAUGCGAAAGGACAUCGAUACUCAAAAACUUGAAGAGCGGUGGCUGCAAGAUAAUUUGACAUUACGUAAGAGGAUGGAAGAAUUGGAAAUUGUAGAGACCAAGAGGAAGGAGCAUCUGAAAGAAAUGGGAAAGAUGGGAGUGAUUCAGCUCCGGAGUGAGCGCCAAAAGCUGGAAGAACAACUUGACAAUUUCAAAAAGAAUCGCAAUCUGGCCCAAGGGAGGCAGAAAGGGUUUGAAGAGGAAAUUCUUCACUGCAGAAAGGAGUUGAGAGAAGCCCAGUAUAGAGAUGCUGAGGAAAAGUACAGAGAAAAGAUGAUCAUCAUACGGACAACGGAAUUAGCUAACAAGGACCUCGAUAUUUACUACAAGGCACUGGACCAAGCCAUCAUGAGAUUCCACAGCAUGAAGAUGCAAGAAAUUAACAAAAUCAUCCAAGACCUGUGGAGGAACACCUACAGAGGCCAAGAUAUCGAAUACAUUGAGAUCCGUUCUGACGCGGAUGAAAACGUAUCUGCCGGUGACAAAAGGAGAAAUUACAACUACCGUGUGGUAAUGGUGAAGGGAGAUACAGCACUGGACAUGAGAGGAAGAUACAGUGCCGGACAGAAGGUUCUUGCCUCGCUCAUUAUCCGCUUGGCAUUGGCAGAGACCUUUUGCCUGAACUGUGGAAUUCUUGCGCUGGACGAGCCAACCACAAACUUAGACCGGGAAAACAUCGAAUCUCUGGCCCAUGCUCUGGUGGAGUUAAUAAAGAGCCGCUCAAAUCAAACCAACUUUCAGCUUCUGGUGAUCACGCACGAUGAGGAUUUUGUGGAGCUCAUGAGUCGUUCCCAGUAUGUCGAACACUUCUACCGAGUCCGGAAGAACAUGGACCAAUGUUCAGAAAUCAUUAGAUGCGACGUCAGCUCUCUGAACACCCAUGUCUAGUGAAAAUGUUUGUCAUGUAUAUCAGUUUUCUUAUCUCAGUAACAUUUCGGACUGAGCUAUAACUAGAAAUAUUUUACAAAUUGGUCGCAAUUCCUUCUGCAUGGCAAGACGAUUUGUUUUGUACUUUGUUUUGCUGAUAUAAGAUCUGAAUCUCCUGCUUUGUGGGAUAUCAGUAUUUAAGCUGUGGCAAAAAUUAAACCAACUUGUUUCUUCUUCAACAAUCUCCACUCACAUUUGUGCAACUUUGAAGUUGGUCUAGAUUGUGAAUUUCAUUGGAAUUCAGGAAAGUAAAAUUGACAGGAAAGUAAUAAGAUAAACUGAUCUCAUCUGUGUACAUGAUCCAUAUGCCUCUAUUCCUUGCACUUCCAUGUGCCUAUCUAAAAGCCUCUUGGUACAGCACAGAAACAGGCCCUUCGACCCACCACAUUUGUGCCAAAUGUAAAAACCAAGUAAAAUAAUAGUCUUCAAUGUCUUAUUCCUAGAAAGUUAAGCUGUGCAUGGACUGCCCAGAUUGGCAGUUCCUCAAAAUAAAUGUUAAUUUUGAAUAA